ACACGGCCCGGAUAGGGUUGGGUGUCUGCACACGGCUCCAAACUUUCAUAUGUUUACGUGUAACUCGUCUCGGAGACUGGCGUUGUGAAUCUGCGGAAUGUAAACGCGGUAUUUCCCUUCUCCGAGGAAACCAGCACACACUCCCCCAGAGACUAUCCGGGCAUCAUGACCACCUUUUUACCAAUUUGCAUAUUGUGGAUCACCACCUGUGUGGGCCUCCUCUCUGCAAAACAUGUAUUUGGCAAAGAGAGUUCCACAGUUGUCCUGCCAUGUACACUGAGAGUUGUAGGUGGAACUCCAUAUAUUAGGUGGAGCACUGAUAAGGGUGAUGUGUUUGAGCGAAAGGGCAAGGAGUCAUUUCAGGGUGAUGGAUAUGGGGGCCGUGUGACUGUUCCUGAGACCCAGCUGCUUAAGGGGGACUGUUCCUUGGAGUUGAAGAAUCUUACACUUGCUGAUAAGGGUGUGUACCAGAGCUACCAGGCAGUGAGACGCACAAAAAGAUCUACACGUGUCGAUGACAAAUGGGAUCUAAUCAGCAGUGUCACAGUCGAUGUAACACCUGUGCCAUCUAAAGAAACAAAUCAAAAGUCAGUUCCCACAGGGGAUGCGAGAACGAACUGGCCUCACCCACAGGUCAUGGUCUUGUCCCUCUUCUCUUGUUUUGUCUUCCAGCUUUUCUAUGAGGAAAUGUGAGUGAGAUCUAGAGUUGUGCACAGGAUGGUGUGUUUUAAACAAACAUCAACCGAAAAAAGCUAAGUUUACAAUUUCAUAGAAAAGCUGCUGAAGACCAUUUAUACCACAGAUAUUUGACAAUGCUAGCAAUUUUAUUUGCUAAAAGUUUAUAUACUUUGUGUGGUGAAGGGGCUUAACUCAACUCAGGAUUUUCUCUGUGAGCUUAAUGCUUUUAGUAGGGCCAUCGUUGGUGAACAGAUCUUAGGGGAGGGGUCCGAGAAAGACGCAUCCUAAUGACCCCCAUGAAAUAUACAAAAAAGAUGAAAAGUACCUUGCCUUGGUUAGGUUUACCAGGACCUAGUCCUGGAAUCAGUCUCGAGGGUCAUGACUGCAGGUGAGCAUCUGGUGACUGGACGACCCACUUCACUCGGUCAGGUCCAGCCUGAAAUGGUGAUGUGGAAACAUCUUGUAUUUUCACCACAUGCAAGAGAAAGGGAAGGGGACGGAUUGAAUGCCAAACUAUAAACCAGGAAUUAUUAGUGUGUAUGAUAAAAUAUAGAAAUUGUCAAAUCAUGUAAUGCUUUUGACAUUUUCAUUGGAUUCUGCUGGAUUGCUGGAUCCCAGUCCUGUUUGCACAACUCUAGUGCUUUGCACUCUGUAGGGAACUGAGAGUAGGAUGCUAUUUCAGACACAGAAAAACUUACCAAGUCCCAAAGAGCAUUCCACACUUUACCUAUUUGCACACCAAUGGGUCUAACACAAUCUUUGAAGCGCAAAGGAUGGAAAUGUGUGUGUGUGUGUGUGUGUGUGUGUGUGUAUAUAUGUAUAAAUGUUGUGUACACAACAAAUUGUGAGAUUUCCUGUUACAGAUUUAAUAACAUUUUAAACCCCUGUAUUGUUCAGAUUAUGAUUGGGCCAGGUCUGAAAUUUUAUUUCAAUACCCCUUUUUGUGAAAAAAGACCAAGUAAAGCAAAAAUAAUAGAUUGCUUUGAGAUUAUCAGAAAAGUAGAUGGUAUCAUUUCUGCCCACUUUCUUUAGAAUAUGAACAUCACAAAUCAAAUUGAUUGAUCAGCACUCCAGGAAAGCAAAAUCUGCAAACUCUCACAAGCGUGAAACUCUUCUCUGGCCAUGUUCUGGAAACAAAAUGUAUGUGUGUAUGCUAUAUGAACUACUAUGCUAAUUGUAAUAAAAAUGUUUUCUACAUUGUUGUUGCAGUAUUAAACAGUAAAAGACU
This is a messenger RNA of Ictalurus furcatus (blue catfish), 1906 nucleotides long. RefSeq lists its product as uncharacterized. Lineage: Eukaryota; Metazoa; Chordata; Actinopteri; Siluriformes; Ictaluridae. The transcript is spliced from 5 exons. The record is from RefSeq and is a predicted model, not a curated record. The coding region runs from base 166 to 693 and encodes 175 amino acids.